AUGAAUUCUCUAUCAUCAAUAUUUCCUGUCCUCCUGCUCGUGGAGGUGACAUACAGCCUUUCCAUAGGCAUAUACCACCAGAAAACCAUCACGUCAGCAGUAUUAUGUGAUUCAAAUGACAUACACCGACAGAUUGAACCCAAUAAAAGGCAGUUCCUUGAAUAUGAUGAAUAUGGUAAUCCAGUGGAGCGUGAAGAAGAAGUGAACAUAGACCCUUGCAUACACAGUCCAGAUGGAUUGUUAGUUGAAGUAUAUUGUCCGUACGUUCGUGAAGCUAUGACUAUAGGGUAUACAAUUUCCAACAAAGUUUGCCCUAACGAUCAAAUUAUCUUUCAUUUCACAAGAACGUCCUACGGAGGGUUUGGUCAUUUUGAAGUUGUCGGCAAUAUCAGCACAUUGCACGGAGCAGCAUUCAAAGCUGAAUUCAAAAUAUCAGACCUGCAUUUGGAGAAUAUGGGUAUAACCAGAAUAGCGCCCGGUGCAUUUAAUUUCCAGACGACCAUAAAGUCAAUUUUUUAA
Acanthoscelides obtectus is the source of this 519-nucleotide messenger RNA. NCBI's taxonomy places the organism in Eukaryota, Metazoa, Arthropoda, Insecta, Coleoptera, Chrysomelidae. The record is from the annotation of a GenBank genome assembly.